Daucus carota subsp. sativus is the source of this 2250-nucleotide messenger RNA. RefSeq names its product pentatricopeptide repeat-containing protein At1g74630. Gene Ontology annotation, cellular component: intracellular membrane-bounded organelle. Lineage: Eukaryota; Viridiplantae; Streptophyta; Magnoliopsida; Apiales; Apiaceae. The coding region runs from base 109 to 2250 and encodes 713 amino acids. Gene Ontology annotation, biological process: RNA modification. The transcript has 3 exons. Gene Ontology annotation, molecular function: zinc ion binding; protein binding; RNA binding. The record is from RefSeq and is a predicted model, not a curated record.
AUUCACAUGGACGAUUUUUAGAACUAGGACUAAAAAAUAAAAAACAUGUCAUGGUGGUACAAGUCGUAAGUAUACCGCGAAAAGUAGUUAAUACAGUUACAUUCACACAUGAGACCAACCUAUAAAACCAUCAAACACAAUGUAAUGUCCCUUAUACAACACUCAACUAACCUCAACCAUCUUCUCCAAAUCCAUGCUUUAAUUCUCAAAAUCGCUUUAGACAUCAACGUUGUUGUCCUAACCAAGCUAUUAGGUAAGAUAUUGACACCGAUCGCUGAUGAUAUCUCGUAUGCCCGCAACCUGUUUGACACAAUUCCUCAACCAGAUACUUUCAUGUUCAAUACCAUGAUUAGAGGUUACCUAAAAUCAAACAACCCUGAAGAGAGUCUGUCACUUUUUACGAGAAUGUGUCGUUUUGAUGGGAUUUGUAUUGAUAGUUUUAGCUUAUCGGUGGUUCUUCAGUCGUGUGGGAGAUUGGUUGAUAGUGAGAAUGGGGAAUCUUUACAUGCUUAUUGUUUGAAACAUGGUUUUGGGUCUGAUUUGUUUGUUCAGACGGCGUUGAUUGAAAUGUAUGGGAGAUUUGGUUUGGUGGAUGUUUCGAGGAAAGUGUUUGAUGAAAUUAAGGAUCCGGAUUGUAUUUCUUGUAAUGUUAUGUUGGGAGAAUAUGUUAGAGUUAGGGAGAUGGGAUUGGCUGAAGAGUUUUUUGAUAAGAUUUCUGAUAGAGACUUAGUUUCUUGGAAUACUAUGAUUCAUGGCUAUGCUUCGAUUGGUGAUGUUGAAUCUGCCCAAGAUUUGUUUGAUACAAGUACUAGAAAGGAUUUUGUUUCUUGGAGCUUCAUGUUCCCAACCUGCGCAAAAUCCAGGUGCUCUAGUAAUGCUUUGAAACUUUUUCAUGAAAUGCAGUUAUCGAAUGUAGUGCCUGAUCAGAUCACAAUGGUUAGUGUGUUGUGUGCAUGUGGAGAUAUAGGUGCUUUAGGUAUGGGAAAGAUGAUCCAUGAGUACAUUAAAAGAAGUUGUAUCGAAAUAGGUAUAAGGCUCGGUACAUCUCUUGUUGACAUGUAUGCAAAGUGUGGGGAUAUAGACAAUGCAGUGAGUUGUUUUAAGCAGAUGAGUAAGAAGGAUGUUUUUGCCUGGAGUGCAAUGAUAAUGGGGCUUGCUAACCAUGGGUACGGUGAGGCUGCACUUGAUCUUUUUUCUAAAAUGAUAUCUGAAGGAACUAAACCCAAUGAUAUCACCUUCAUAGGUGUGCUGACAGCAUGCAGUCACAUUGGCUUAUUUGACAAGGGGUGGACAUAUUUUAAUGCUAUGAGUAAUAUCUAUUGUAUUCCUCCCAAAAUUGAACACUAUGGAAACAUGGUUGACAUUCUGGGCCGAUCAGGGAGACUUCAGGAAGCUAGAGAACUUAUUAGAAGCAUGCCUUUCGAACCGGAUGCAGUAAUUUGGAGAGCCCUUCUUGGUGCGUGUAAAAUUUAUAGGAAUGUAGAACUGGCAGAAGAAGCUAUAAUAAAACUUGUAGCACUAGAACCCAAUGUUGACAGGAAUUUUGUCCUGUUGUCAAAUAUAUAUUCUCAAGCCAAACAGUGGGACAAGGUUGUCAAUGUGAGAAGGAUUAUGAAAAACAACAAAAUCCAGAGGAUCCCAGGGAGCAGUUCGAUUGAAAUUGGGAACGAAGUCCAUGAAUUUAUUUCUGGUGAUGAAUCACACUUGCAAUCUGUUGAAAUCUAUAAGAUGUUAUCUGAGAUUAUGAAUAGAUUGAAAGAAGCAGGCUAUGUACCUUUAACAACCUCUGUUCUGCAAGAUAUUAAUGAUAAAGAGAAAGAGACAUUGCUUGUUCGUCACAGCGAAAAGCUUGCAAUAGCUUUUGGUAUUCUUAAUACAGCUCCAGGAGUCUCAAUUAGAAUUGUUAAGAAUCUCCGUGUUUGUGAUGACUGCCAUUCAGCCAUAAAAAUUAUCUCCAUAGUUUAUAAUAGGAAGAUCAUCAUUAGGGACCGGAAUCGGUUUCAUCAUUUUGUUGCAGGGACAUGCUCAUGUUAUUCAGACUCCUAUACUCAGUGGGAACUGCUGGCCUUGAACGGCACAAAUGACUGCGAGAAUGAUGGGUCUUGUAACGGGUCUAAUGGCUCCAAUAGAUCUAAUAGCUUGGAGGAAAAUGGAUCUAGUGGUUCAGAUGGGUCCAACAGUUUAAAGCAGUCUAAUGGCUGGAUGAGUCUAGUAGGUGACAUGGAUUUAAUGCUUCAGAUGGGUCAGUAA